Molecule: messenger RNA, 2499 nt
Organism: Chelmon rostratus (copperband butterflyfish)
Lineage: Eukaryota; Metazoa; Chordata; Actinopteri; Chaetodontiformes; Chaetodontidae
Gene: tspan37
Product: tetraspanin 37
Exons: 7
Coding region: 143-883 (246 amino acids)
Cellular component (GO): membrane
Source: RefSeq, a predicted model, not a curated record
ACCAUCACGUGUCUGCCCGCUUCAUCGCACGGACUGUGUCUCUUUACGCGGAGCCUUCGCGGUUCACGUAUGACUGCGCCGUCGUCGUUUCAGCGCGUGUGUGGGUUGCGCGCUCCUUCCUCGCAGCGCUUCAACUGUGAAAAUGAGUGAUCGGAGAAAAACGACCAAAACAAUACUUCAGUUGAUGUGUCAACUUUUGUGGGUGGUGGGGUUGGUGGUGGGCCUGAGUGGAGCCUACUUGCUGAUGAAGUACACACAGAGCAUCUUAUUUCUCUCUCACACCUACAUCAUCCUGCCAGCUGUCCUCGCUCUCGCCAGCGCUGUGCUGUUAGUGGCCGCCGGAUGCCUCGGCUCCUGGCUGAGCCACAGGGAUUCCACCUUUCUGCAGGGACUGUUUGUCUAUCUACUAGUUUUGACCUUCUGUCUAGAGAGUACGGCUUCAGCCUUGGCUUAUUUUCACUCGACAAAGCUGGACUCGGAGACUGCUCCCCUCAGUGGAGUGUUUCAGAAAUACACAGGCAGCAGCCAGGAUGCCAACUCUCGAGCAGUCGAUGCUAUACAAGAAGAGUUGCAGUGCUGUGGUGUCCACGACUACAAGGACUGGUUUGAAACGUCAUGGUUUAAUUGUACUGGAAGGCUCUCGGUUCCACACAGCUGCUGCAACUCUACUUUCCCCUCCUGCAAUGGCACUGUGGACCAGCCAUGGCAGCUCUACACACGGGGCUGCCAGGUGAAGUUGCAGAUCGCCUUACAGUUUGUGCUGAGUUUAAUCAUGUGGAGCUCCCUGCUGGUUUUUCUGUUGGAGGUUGUUUUGCUUCUGACGGUGGCACAGCUGAUGAUGGACCAACCAUUAAUGGAAUAUGAAGUGCUGGGCAAAAGAUGAAGACACUAUAUAUAUCAUAUUGUUAACUAUAAUCAGGAUUAUUGUCAGAGUGAUUGUAGCUGUGCUGUGGUCCUCUCACCUGCAACACUACUGCUGAUUCAUACAGAUUUACUCCAGCACACUGCAAAACAUGUUAACUGAAAGUGGUAAAAUUAGUUAAUUAUUGAUCAUUCUGUUGCCAAAAAGGUGAGUGUGGUUUACAGGAAGAUGUUUAUUGCUUUAAAUGGAUUACAUGUAAUCAGGAUUAUGUACACAGGUUCUGAAAAUAAGUAACUAUAAUCAGCCCAGACUAUGAUUGAAAUAGAAUGUGCAAUGAGAUCAUGCUUCAUUGUCAAGGAUUACUUGAUUACGUUUUUGAUCGUGUCUUUAAAAUAUGACAAUUUCAAAAUUAGGAAACUUUUUUCAUGGUAACCAAUGAAAAACAACCAAGUGUAAAUGCUGAACAUGCAAAAUACAUUUUAUUUGCAUAAAAAAUGUUUUGAGAUGUUUAAAGAGAAAAAUGAAUAUUUGCAGAAUUACAUUUUUUGUCUUUUUUUAGAUUAAUAUAUUGAAUAUUUACAAUGUUUUGUUUUGAAAUAAUCCAAAUGCAUUCAGACACACUUUAAUUUCCUUUGUGUCACACUUCAGGACUCAGAGGCUCAGGUGCAGACACAAGACUCGGCAGACACAAGGAGGGCAAUAUAUAUAUAUGAUUUAUUAUUUCAACACAAAACGCUAUGCAGGUCAGGCAUAGGAAAAAACCAACAAACAAUGAACUGAAAGCCAACACAGUCCUCUAACAGGCUGGUGGAUAACUGAGGUAAAACUACCUAACACAACACUAAACCUAACCAGAACGGAGAUACUAGAUACUUAACACAAAAUCCCUGACCUAGGUUUAUUGUAAGGACGAACAGAAAUGGUAAGCACAAGCACACUGGAAUUAGUAACAGAGCCGGAGUAGACUGACUGGAAUGGAGGGCAGGAACAACUCCUGGAUGACGGAGGGUGAGGGUAGAUGAAGGUGGAACAGGAGCCAGUAGAAGCAGCGGAGCAGGUUGAGCAAUUGCAGGAGAUGAGAUGCAGCGGGGAGGAGGGUAUCUGGAUCACAAACAAAUCAGGGUUAGAGCAGAACCAUUCAAAAGCCAGAGGACAAAAGUGCUAGGCAAAUACAGACAGACUGACUGAAGAACUUUUACAAUCCGGCGUCGAGUCGUGGUCAGCUGGCUUCUUAAAACAUAGGUUGCAGUGCCACAGCUGUGAUCAUCAGUUGAUUCCAGAUUGGAAACAGGCGCGCCCCCAGCCAGUGGGAAUGAGCAGGAACAGGGUAACAGAAUACUCCACUGGGUGGAGCCCGAAGCGGAGGGCAUGACACUUUGUCAUCGAAUAGAUUACGUUACUAAUUACAAAAAUUACCUUUGAAUUUGUAUUCAGUAACUGACUACAUUUACAUUUGUAUCUGCCACAUUCCUUGUCUUGCUCAAUAUGCACUCACUGUAUUGUCCAUAAAAUGAGAGUAUGUUACAAUGUACCUAGUAUGUGUUCCUCAACACACUGAUUAACCUACAUCAUACUCUAUUUUGUGUUAAGAUGAGUUUCAAAUUGCACUCUAGUCUUUGUAUCAUAAUGGCGACUUC